UGUGCGUGACUGUGCGGUGAAUGGUGCUGCAGGUAGAGUCAGAGCCGGAUACAAGUUAAAUAGCCGCACCGGAGCCCUGCCUCUCUCCUCUUCACCCCCCUCCUCCGUUAAAGCCUCCGCAAUGUCUGGCGGAGGAGAGGUACGCGUCCUCCGCCAAGAGCCCGGGCAAGAGAGCCCGAGGAUGCCGGCCUGGAAGCGAGAGAUACUGGAGAGGAGGAAAGCGAAGGGCGGCGGGAGUGCAGGAGCCGGUGCCGGGGAGACGAGCCCCGGCGCUUCGAGCCCCGGUCCGCAGCGGGUCAACGGCGAGCAGACGGGUAAUGUAAACGGCAGCAGCAGCGGCGGCGGUGGUGGUGGUGGUGGAGGAGGGUCCGGGCGAAACUACACCAUCACCACGGCCAACCAACACUUCAGCAGCAGCAACAACAAAGAGCCACGGUCGACAGCCGCGGAGAGGACGGCACAGAGGGAGGACGGCGGACCGGAGAGCCUGGUGCUACAGGAGAGCCUGGGCCCGCUGGAGGAGAACCCGUUCAUCAAGCUGGAGAAGGAGCGGAGGAGACGACAGGACCGAGAAAACGCCGCCCGUCCGGUCCAGCACAUACUGGAGCUGUACGGCAGCGUCCCCGGUAUACGGACUAUCCGCGCCGACAAUAUCAUCAUUAUUGAGUCGGACCCGGAUUACCUUCCCGACGGUGGGGGGGCGAAAGCCGGGUCCAACUGGCAGCAAAACGGUGUCAGUAGUUAUAGCUCCCUGAAUGACCUCCUGGACCGCAGAGGGAGUGCUGUUACGGAGAUAAGAGCCAAGGAAGUGGUCAUCUAUGACACCACGUUAAGCAAGAGCGAGGAGAACUUGAGCACCCUUGGUCGCCCUGAUCACGAGCCAUCUUACAAAACAGGUGAUGGUCAAGGUAGGGUGAGUCGGAUGCUGCAGAAGUUUGACAGCAACUAUGGGAAGCUGCAGAAGAAGUCCCACAGCACAGAGAACCUGCUGGACCUGGAUUGUAGUGCCAGCAGCAGGCAGAGACCCUGGUCCAAGCCACAUCCAGUUCUGGUGCCAAAGCCCAGGCCAGGCCCAUCGUCGCCUGUCUUCCAGAGUCCUCGGUCUUCCAAACCAAAGCCACAGCCUGCUGUCUCUGAGCCGGGCAGCCCCCAGCGCCCAACCGGGUCACCACAGUCUGUGUCUUCCUUCCGUCAGAGGUUUGAGGAGAGUGGAGGUGCUGCUGUCACCUCCAGAGAUGAGCCAGAGAGGGGGCAAACCAAGCCCACCAGAGAAAGAGACUUGGAGGGCACAGUGCCCCCCCCCAGUCCCAAGGUGCCAUGCUCUCCAGAUACUCGCCGUGCCCGUGCCGAGUCCCCUUCAAGUCCCAUCUUGUUGAAGGUGUCGCGCAACUCUUCUGACUUUGAGAUCCGUCCCGCUCCAAAACCAGACCUUACCCGAAUUCCUGACUCGGACACCCAGGCACGGGCCCUGGCAAACCUUCGUCUGCAGUCCAGAAACUCCUUCACAGUGAUCCCCAAGCGCCAUCUCGCUGGGUCCUCUGCAGUAGGCCAACCUAUGCCACCCAACCCUGUCAAGUCUUCCUCCUCUCACAGAGCGGCGGAGCUGUCCAUGCCAGGAGUGCCAACCUCCCCCACCCUGACGCCCGCUCACACACCCUCAAAGAGGAAUGAGGAGAAGCAGGAGGAGGAGGUGGAGAGGGUGGCGAGGUCACCCAAGCCUGACCCGUUUCCUCCAACAACUCCUGUGCCUCCUCCGACCUCACAACCUCUGUCUCCAUCUCCUCCUCUCGCCCGUGCUCCCUUCUCCCCACCUGCGCUCUCUUCACCCCCUUCUUCUCCAGCUAUCCCAACGUCACCCCCUUUCUCUCCACCUGCCGCAUCUCCGGCCCCCUCAGAGUCUCCCAUCCUGUCCCCCACCCCUUCUAUCCCCUCGCCAGCUCCAGAAAAACCUCCUGCAGAUCAGCUGCCAGUAACAAACAUAGACGACAUUGAGGUGGAACCUCCUCAACGCGUCCCUGUUCCCAGCCCCAUGGUACAGAGGAAAACGGGGAACACCUUCACUGUGGUGCCUAAACGUAGGGUGGAACCCGAGGGCCUGCCGAACUCACCUGAGCCACAGCAGGAAGCCUCAACUGAGGCCCCGCCAGGGUCCACGCCCCCACAGGCCCCGUACGCUCAGCUGGGCUCCCUGCUGAAGAAACGCUACCCUGCUGUGGAGGAGAUUGAGGUCAUCGGUGGAUACCUUUCCAUGGAAAAGUCCUGCCUCACCAAGACAGGCUCCACGGGCAAGAAGCUCAAGAUCUCCUUCAACGAGUCCAGUCUCCAGAGCACGUACGAGUAUCCAUCAGAGAGCAGUGUGUGGGACAGCGGGGACGAGGAGGAGGAGGACAGACGAGACGAGAAGGCGGCGGACGAACAGCCCAGCAUGGUGGGACGAAUCCACAUCCCUCGACCCAGUUUCACCACGAACAACAGCAAUGAUCUUUCCAGCUACAUUCCCAAGCACGCUGUGGACUUCAGCGCCUGGCAGGAGCACAAACACGAUGAGAGUGUUCAUCAGGAAGAAGCCGCUGCUCAACAGACGCAGAUGACAGAGGAAGUCAUGCUCACGCCAGCAGACAGCUCCUCCCUGUCCGACUACAGCAGCGAGCCCGCUCUUUACUUCUGAUGGCUCGGACCAAUCAGCUGUACAGUAGUACCUCACACUCAACCGCGGGACCAGACUGCAGCCGGAGCCCCAGCGAGGGACCCCCCUUUUCCCCUUUUUUGUUUUUACACCUUUGGGCCUGCGCUGCCUCCAAGAAGCUCUACACACUCCAGCCGGCUCCAAGCACAUCUUCUUGAUCAGACAGGAAACACAGUGUUGUUUUUUUUUUUACUUUUUAUGUUAGUUAUUUUGAGCUGAUUUCCUGCCACGGUACCGCUAUUCCUCGCCACGUUAUCAACAGCAUAUCAAGAGUUUUCCAGCUUUCUUCCAGGCGGCUGAUUCUCACCUUCAUCCUCAAUCAAAAAGCAGCUGGACUGUCUUACCCCACCCCCCCACCACGACGAUCCUGGACAGUUGACCUGUCGUCCUCACCUUUCUUCCCUCAUCACCUCUAUAUCAAAAAUAUCUGACAUAAUCAAACCAACUAUCAGACAUUCUCCGGCUUCAGACGGCCUCUCCUGUGAUUCUACCCCCGUCCUUCCA
Molecule: messenger RNA, 3190 nt
Organism: Scomber japonicus (chub mackerel)
Lineage: Eukaryota; Metazoa; Chordata; Actinopteri; Scombriformes; Scombridae
Gene: tprn
Product: taperin
Exons: 4
Coding region: 122-2668 (848 amino acids)
Molecular function (GO): phosphatase binding
Source: RefSeq, a predicted model, not a curated record